ACCUGCUUCUCGUUUGUUUGCAAAAUGAUGUAGUUGAGUUUGUUUAGUGUUUUUGGGCUGAACGUUUGGACUUUAUGGAGCACUUCAGCGCUGUAGUGAAAGUUUUUCUUCUUCUCCGAUUUUCUGUUCAUCAUUCAUCAGCAGACACACACUCUCUCCAGUACUUGUACACUGGAGUCACACCAGGAAUAAGCUUCCCAGAGUUCACUGCGGUUGGUCUGGUUGAUGGAGAACUGUCUGAGUACUAUGACAGCAACAUCAAGAACAUCAUCCCAAAGACAGAGUGGAUAAAGGAGGUCGAUUCUGAUGAUCCACACUAUUGGUACAGAGAAAAACAGGUUUGGCUGGUUGAACAGGAGUGGCUCAAAAAUGAUGUGGCUACGGCAAUGAAGUGCUUUAAUCAGAGUAAAGGAGUUCACACUGUGCAGUUAAUGUUUGGCUGUGAGCUUGAUGAUGAUGGCAGUACUAGAGCAUACAGCCAUUUCGGUUAUGAUGGAGAAGAUUUCAUUAGUCUGGAUCUGAAAACUAAAACCUGGACUGCAGCCAACGUUAAAGCUGUGAUCGUUGAAAAUAAGUGGAAUCCUACAGGGCAUGAGGCUGAAGACUGUGCGCUCUACCUGAAGACUGAGUGCAUCUAUUGGUUGAAGAAGUUUGUGUCUUAUGGCAGAGAGUCUCUGGAGAGGAAAGUUCGUCCUACAGCGUCAGUGUUCCAGAAACACUCUUCUCCAGAGGUGGUGUGUCAUGCUACAGGUUUCUUCCCCAAAACAGUGAUGAUCACCUGGCAGAAGGACGGAGAGGACGUGCAUGAGGACGUGGAUCUCAGAGAGACGUUACCCAACCAGGAUGGAAGCUUCCAGAAGAGAAGCAUUCUGACAGUCUCAGCUGAGGAUCUGCAGAAACACACCUACACCUGCGUGAUUCAGCACAGCAGCUUGGAGAAGGAGAUUGUGCUAGAAGUACCAAAAGGUGGAGGAUCAGGUGGAGGUCCGAUCGGUAUCAUUGUUGGUGUAGUCGUUGCUCUCGUUGCCAUUGUUGCUGGAAUUGUGGUCUGGAAGAAGAAGAACUCUGGCUUCAGACCUGUUCCACCCAAACCUGACUCUGAAACAGAUGCUUCCUCCAACAACUCUUAAAGUGGACUGUGUGUGUUCCCGCUGCACUGAGAGAGAGAGAGGAGGAGAGGGAGAUGAGGACCACAGUACAAGACUAAUACAAGACUGACUAAUACAUGACUAAUAUACAUACAUAUAUACAUACAUACAUGACUAAUACAAGACUGAGUUACUGUUGUUAUUCCAGUGCAUUAUCUUGGUGUGAUUAUCUUCCUGUGUUUGGAUGGAGGAGCUUUUUAUUGUGAGGUCUGUUGUUAUUUCUGUAAAAUGGAAUUAUUAGGGGUUUGAUUUUGUUUUUGCUCUGUGUGAAAUCUUGUAGUGUUCUGUGUGAUUGGGUUUGAUUCAUGUGUGUUUGCUGCUGUACGGUUCUGUUCCACUGAGAGCUCAAUAGGAUCCUGCUUUUGGGAGAAUCCAGGUUUUCGAGUAAAGAUUCUCAGUGAUGGUCAUCUUGGGAAAUGUAGCCAUUAUCUCUUUUUAACAAAUGGGUGAAGUGCAGAUUUAUUCCUCCAGUGGAAAACAGAACAGUCUUGAGACAUUUUCAAAUUGUUUUUAUACUUCUGGACAUUCACCUGUUGUGGAUAAAAAAUGUCAUAAAAUAAACAUAAGGGAGACCUAGCAUCCAGCAAAAGGGAGAAGAAGAAAAAACGGGCACCUAGACACAUAGAAGCGGGAUUAGGCAGACAUUGACAGAUUGGAAUUACACUUUAAAGAUCUUUAAGAGCAGUAGUAGCCAAAAAGAGGUAUACGAGCGGAGCUGAGGAGUGCUAAUACACACAUGCUCGUACAGUCAAGGCCGGGCAAGUAGACACAACAUACACACACACUCUCUCUUUCUCAUACACACACAUGAAUAACUUUAAUAAUAUCUUAUAGUAAUAGAGAAACUCUAUAAAAAAAAAACAGAAUAGUAGGAUAUGCAGGACAGUAGAACUGUAAUGAUAUUAAGAAGUUGGAAGUACAGUAAACCGCUUUUCAAGUAGUAUAAAUAUAUAUAAAAUAAGAAAUAUAGUGCAAAUAUGAAAAUAAAUUAUAAACUAGAAAUACAGGAAAAAUAGGAAAAUAUAACUUACUCAUGAUUCAGGUGGUGAAGAUUCUCGUCUCGCAAGGAAAGCCUGUUAUAAGGGUGGCUGGGUCAAACUGCCCCCCCCCCCCCCCCCCCCCCCCCGAGAUAACGAUAAGACCAAGGUCCCUCCCGGUUGUUUAGUCGUCUUGUCUACGUCAUUUUAUUUCCCUAGGUAAUUGAGAAUCCUGGUUUCUGACCACCUAGGUAAAUGAGAAUCCUGGAUUCUGAUUCUCUGUGUAAUUCAAAACGCUGGGUUUUUAUUUUCUGGGUUAUUAGAAAUGCCUGGGUUCUGAUUCUAUGUGUAAAUGAAAUAGGCCUUUUCUGGAAACAUAUGGGUUAUCUAGUGUGUAAAUACAGUAUAAAUACUGGAGCUUAAGCUCAGGGUAGGGGGAUCACUUCUGAGAAUUCUCAUCGGUGUGGAUCUCGUGUGGUGGAAAUGGAACAAUAAAGCUGGACCCUUGCUUCUUCUCACUCACGGCUGGUGUAUUUUUUCUAUCUCCAACUGGGGUCAGAGGUAGAUGUGAGUAUUGGCUUCUAAGUUGAGUUUUAAAUGUUUUUGGGUAAUAGGCUAAAUUCGAGCCAACACACCACAUAUAGAGUUUCUGAAUUCUUCCAUGUUUGUCUCCCUGAUGUUCUCCCAUUUCACAAAUGAGGAGAUGCAGCUAUGUAUCUUCUUCUUCUUCUUCUUCUUCUUCUUGUCCACCAGUCAUUUCACUAUAAUAGUUCAUUGUUUUUAUACUUUGGAGUUCUUCCCAUAACUGCAUCAUGUAUUGUCAAAGUUAGUUGUGGUUUGUCAUGUUUCCUGGAUACAAAUAUGUGUUUUUUAAUACUUGAUCUUCAAUAAACUUUUACAUUCUUGUCAA
Molecule: messenger RNA, 3035 nt
Organism: Ictalurus punctatus (channel catfish)
Lineage: Eukaryota; Metazoa; Chordata; Actinopteri; Siluriformes; Ictaluridae
Product: BOLA class I histocompatibility antigen, alpha chain BL3-7
Exons: 8
Coding region: 75-1130 (351 amino acids)
Biological process (GO): immune response
Cellular component (GO): external side of plasma membrane
Source: RefSeq, a predicted model, not a curated record